AGUAUAUAGUUAUAAUUUAACGACGAAUGAAAAUUUUGUAUUGGUUUUAUGUUUUGCUGCUGGUGGGAAUCACUCGUUUAUAUCUCUAGUAAGAAAAGAUCUUGUAAUUGCAAAAGGAAAUGGCUACUAGCGCAGCACCGAUUGAAUCUUCACUUACACAGUCGGAUCAUUCACAUCCAACAGAGCAAGUAUCCGACCAAGGUCAACAAAACUGGUUUCAAUCCUGCUUCGAAUGGAUUCGUGGAUGCUGGAACAGCUGUUGCUCUGGCAUUAGAUCCUUGCCGAUUUCCUUUAGAAAUUUAAUUGGGAGAAGUUUUAAUUUACUAAGAGAUGGAAAUACUGAAGCAGGAAACAAUGGUAUUGUGUUACAACCUGAAAAUAUCCCGUCGUAUCCUGCCUAUAUGGAAGAGCCUCCACAGGACAGGGUUGCCAAUAUAGAACAGUCUCCACAAACCAAUUUGGAUAGCUUUGCUAAUUUAGAAACUGACUGCGAUUCCAUUCCUAUAAUCAAUUGUGUCCUUCAGAUGUCUGAGGAGAAAUCUAUAUUUUCGGUGGAAUGAGAGAACCGGCAUUUCAAAUGGUGGCACACAAUUUUAAAAGGAAGCUAAACACGACUGAUCUAUAGUAAGAUUGACGAUGAAUUUAUUGUGUUUUUCAUAAAAAGGAAGUUUGAAAUAUCUUGUUGGUAUAAAAUGUUAAGUUAUUUGUUUUUUUAUUGCAAUUAAUUAUUACGACAAAUGUUAUUUUUAUUGAAAAACAUCAAUGAAAAUUUCAAGCUUCGGUAAUUAUUCCUGAAUUUUUAGAUACCCUAUGUAUAUGCUUUUAAACUAUCCAAUAUGAUAAUUCUUUUAACAUUCUUUACGAGGUGUUUUGUUCAUUAAAGC
Molecule: messenger RNA, 884 nt
Organism: Argiope bruennichi
Lineage: Eukaryota; Metazoa; Arthropoda; Arachnida; Araneae; Araneidae
Exons: 4
Coding region: 120-560 (146 amino acids)
Source: RefSeq, a predicted model, not a curated record